CUGGAUAAAGUCCAACAACUGCGCUCCUGCUUCAGACGGACCGCAGCGCCUUUUCAAAGAAGGUCAGAUCUCUGGACUUUUCCUUUUAAACGAAGGAUUCUCUGUUUAAGCCGGGGAUUAGUUAAACUAUUAAACUAUCCUCUCAAUCAACUGCUUUUCUCAUUUGGCCUUAAGAGGAAGCACAAGGCGCCACUUUUAAAGAUGCUCUGCGCCUUUUCCCUUUUGAAUUUGUGAAGUGAGGGAGUGGGGCGAGUGGAGAAGAAGAGAUCUUCGUGACUUCACUAUAGGGGCGGACGUCUCCAGAAGCCUUCGACACUUUCACGGGCUGCAGGGGCGGGCUCAUUGGGGAGUGAGCUGGUCAGUUUGAAGGAUGGCUGGAUGUUGCGUGUCGGCGGAGGACAGAGAGAACCAGAGGAUCAACGAGGAGAUCGAGAAGCAGCUGCGGAGGGACAAGAAGGACUCUCGCAGGGAGCUGAAGCUGCUGUUGCUGGGUACUGGAGAGAGUGGAAAGAGUACCUUCAUCAAACAAAUGAGGAUUAUUCAUGGAGGAGGAUACACAGAUGAGGACAAGAAGAGCUACGCCAAACUGGUCUUCCAGAACAUAUACACUUCCAUGCAGGUCAUGGUCCGAGCCAUGGAGGCACUUAGUAUAUCUUUCUCGGAUCCCCAGAACAAGGGCCAUGCAAACUCAGUCCUGGAGGUGGAAGUGGACAAGGUGGAGGAGUUUGAUCAAAGCCUUGCGGACGCCAUCAGGAGUCUGUGGAAAGAUGCGGGAAUACAGGAGUGCUACGACCGACGCAGGGAAUACCAGCUGUCCGACUCCACCAAAUACUAUCUCACCGAUCUCGAUCGAAUUGCACAACCCUCUUAUAUACCUGACCUGCAGGAUAUCCUCAGAGUCCGAGUACCAACCACCGGUAUCAUAGAAUACCCCUUUGACAUGGAGAAUGUCAUCUUCAGGAUGGUGGAUGUCGGGGGUCAGAGGUCAGAGAGGAGGAAGUGGAUCCACUGCUUUGAGAAUGUCACCUCCAUCAUCUUCCUGGUGGCGCUCAGUGAGUACGACCAGGUCCUGGCUGAGUGCGACAACGAGAACCGUAUGGAGGAGAGCAAGGCCCUGUUCAAAACCAUCAUAACCUAUCCCUGGUUCCAGCGCUCCUCUGUCAUUCUUUUCCUCAACAAGACCGACAUCCUCAAGGAGAAGAUCAUGUACUCUCAUGUAGCCACCUACUUCCCUGAAUUCACAGGACCGCAGCAGGAUCCUACAGCAGCUCAAGAAUUCAUCCUGAAGAUGUACCAAGAACAAAACCCGGACAAGGACAAGACACUGUACCCUCACUUUACCUGCGCCACAGACACAGAAAACAUCCGCUUCGUCUUUGUGGCCGUCAAAGACACCAUCCUCAGACACAACCUGAAGGAGUUCAAUCUGGUCUAAAGAGGUGCAGGACAGGAGGAGACAGGUGGAAACAAGAGGGUAGAAGGAUAGACAUGAGGAGAGCCAAGAUAGGAGAAUUACAUUAAACAACUUGACAGUGCUUUUUCUCUGCUGUCUAAACAGAGAACAAUUAGACUUUACAAUUCCUCCGUUUACAAAACCACUGAAAAUAUCCUCAUCUCCUAAUCCAAAUGUUUUAAAAUGUUCACGUCAUUGUGCCUAUAAAAAUGCAGCCAAAGAGAAUAUGAACAUGUAAGAGUUAAACCCAAACUACUGUAUCUGUAGGUUGCUGUGUCUGAAAUGCAAUUUUUGAGUUUUGUAGUUUCCAUUCCACCCUUUAUAGAGAUUUACUUUAAGAAGAUGAUACUUUGCAAUAGAAGUGAAAGUUAGUGUUAAUAGCAUUGACCUCUUGUGUGAGCUAGUUAUUUUAUUUUUUUAUUACUACAAUACUUUUUAAGAAAUUGGAUCCAAGUGCUUCAAUUGAUACAAUUUCUGCUCAUGCAAUGAGUUUUGUGGUUUGAUAUUUAAAUUUGUGUAGUUUUUUUUCUCCUUUUCUAACACUGAGCCACCUGUGCUGGCUUUUGCCUCAAGUGCCUUAUUUACUCAGGACAGACAGCACAUCCACUGAGAUUGUUUUAGAUGUAAAUAAUCUCAGUUGUGCUUUGAAAAAUGCUACUCAAGGAGAAAUGGAAACGAUAUUUAUGGUAGUUUUUAAUAAACAGUUCUAGUUAUUUAAUGAA
Messenger RNA from Micropterus salmoides (largemouth bass), 2175 nucleotides. It is a transcript of the gene gna14a, whose product is annotated as guanine nucleotide binding protein (G protein), alpha 14a. Gene Ontology annotation, cellular component: heterotrimeric G-protein complex. The record is from RefSeq and is a predicted model, not a curated record. The coding region runs from base 371 to 1435 and encodes 354 amino acids. Gene Ontology annotation, biological process: adenylate cyclase-modulating G protein-coupled receptor signaling pathway; phospholipase C-activating dopamine receptor signaling pathway; action potential. NCBI's taxonomy places the organism in Eukaryota, Metazoa, Chordata, Actinopteri, Centrarchiformes, Centrarchidae. The transcript has 7 exons. Gene Ontology annotation, molecular function: G-protein beta/gamma-subunit complex binding; G protein-coupled receptor binding; GTPase activity.